Acanthocheilonema viteae is the source of this 2283-nucleotide messenger RNA. Lineage: Eukaryota; Metazoa; Nematoda; Chromadorea; Rhabditida; Onchocercidae. The record is from the annotation of a GenBank genome assembly.
AUGAAUGAGGUGGAGCUAAUGAAUAUAAUAUUGCUGCUAUUAUCAGUAUCAUUAUUACCUAUCACUGUUAAUGGUUUAUCUGUACCACGACACCCGCAGCAAAUUAAGCAGGUAACAAUACAGGUCAACGGCUAUAAACCAACAAUUGAUGAUGACUACAUAGCAGUAUCUAUGCCUAUUGAACCCGGAUAUAUUGUUCGUUUUGAACCGUUCGCAGAUGCUGACCGUGUUCAUCAUAUAUUGCUGUACGGUUGUACUUCUCCGGCUUGGUUAAAGCCAUUUUGGAAAGGAUAUGAUGUGUGCCGAAACUUCGAUUCACAUAUUUUAUAUGCAUGGGCAAGAAAUGCACCCGAUUUGCAUUUACCGCAAGAUGUUGCGUUCAGCGUUGGACAUAAUUCCGAUCCUAUAAAAUAUUUAGUAAUGCAAGUGCAUUAUGCACAUCCAUUCGUAGGCAAAGUAUCAGACUAUUCCGGUAUUACCUUGCAUAUGAUUGAUGAAAGGCCUAGUCGUUUAGCUGCUGUAUUACUUUUCAUAUCUGGUACUUCAAUUCAACCUGGAUUUUCUCAUUUUCAAACGAAUAUAAGCUGUUUAUACAACAGUGAUAUACCGAUUCAUCCAUUUGCAUUCCGUACGCAUACGCACGCCAUGGGACAACUUGUUUCAGCAUAUUAUAAGCAUUCUGAUAAAUGGAUAAUGAUUGGUAAACGAAAUCCGCAAUGGCCUCAGUUAUUUCAACCGAUUGAAACAAAUCUGACUAUUGUAAAUAAUGAUUUAUUGGCUGCUAUUUGCGUUUACGAUUCAUCAAUGAAAAAAUCUGUUGUUCGAAUGGGGAGAACGGGUGCGGAUGAAAUGUGUAAUUUUUAUAUGAUGUUUUACUGGGAUGCUACAUCACCGAAUCCUUUUCCAGAUGGAGCAAUGUGUGCUGCACAAGACAGACAGAAGCUUGUGAGCGAAGAAUAUCCAAUUGAAGGCAUAACCCCUCUUCAACCCCAUCCAGAUUGGGAGCUUGAAGCGCAUCAAAGCAAAUCAUUUGGAGUUAUUGAAAGAAUGGUAACAACAUCUGUUGAUGGCAUUAAGCUUGGACAAGUCUCUGCGCUUAGUUUCGAUUCAUUUGGAAAUUUAAUUAUAUUGCAUCGUGGUAGUCGCGUUUGGGAUUCGAUGUCAUUUGAUGUGGAGAACAAUUUGCAAGAUAAAAGACCUAUUGCCGAAGAUGUGAUUUUAAUUACACAUUCAAAUGAAUCAAAUGGGACACUAUCUUUACGUAACAAAUAUGGCCGUGAAAAAUUCUACAUACCACAUGGUCUAGCAGUUGAUCAACAAAAUGAUUAUUACACAACUGACGUUGGCUCUCAUCAAGUCAUCAAGUGGUCACUUUCACAUGGUUCACUAUCGCAAGUUUUUGCAUUGGGUGAAAAAUUUGUCCCUGGCGAUGAUCAGAAACAUUUUUGCAAACCAGCAGGUAUUGCGGUCACUGUGGAUGGAAGUAUCUUUGUCGCUGACGGCUACUGCAAUAAUCGAAUCAUGAAAUUCGAUCGAAAUGGACAAUUCUUAACCCAGUGGGGACAGUCAAGUUAUAAUAGUAUGACUAUAUCGAGCCUGCAUCUGGGGAUCUUUUCGCUUCCACAUGAUAUUGUAUCAAAUAAUGAUGGUUCAUUGUUAUAUGUUUCUGAUCGUGAAAAUGCUCGAAUACAAAUAUUUCGGAGUAAUGGACAGGCAGUAGGCCAGAUUGUUAAUCCAAAAACCGGCACAGCAUUCUCGAAUAUUUAUUCAGCUGAUUACCACAAUAAUAUACUAUACUUUAUUCCCGGUAGACAACAAAAUAGUCAAUCUAUACAUGUAUUCAGUGCACAUGCAGAAGCUGCGCGAGUACAGUAUUCAUUUGAACCAACAAAUCAUAUGUUCAAUCGACCACACACAAUUCGGGUUUCCAAGGAUGGACGAUAUAUUUAUGUUGGAGAAUUAGGUCAAAAUGGUGGUCGAGUGUUACAAUUUAUGAUAAAUCGCGAUUGGGAUCAAGUUGAGAAUGGUAUUGGUUUAUCACAUUUUGAAAUAUAUCGAACUUCACAGAUCUCGAUUUCUGUAACACUUUUGGUUGUAUUUAUUGCUGUGCCAAUAUUGAUCUUUUUUACAUAUAAACGAAAGAAGUUUAUGCGAAUUGGAAAACACUAUUCAGUUUUAAAUCGUGCGGGCUUCAAGCCUCUACGAACGGAUGAUUCGGAGACAUCAAAUGACGAUUCAGAUAAUGAUGUUAUUUCUUCUCUGCAAAAAAAUAAUAGGCUUUAG